Messenger RNA from Mya arenaria, 5484 nucleotides. RefSeq names its product juxtaposed with another zinc finger protein 1-like. The transcript has 7 exons. Bases 181 to 1101 code for a protein of 306 amino acids. Gene Ontology annotation, cellular component: nucleus. The record is from RefSeq and is a predicted model, not a curated record. NCBI's taxonomy places the organism in Eukaryota, Metazoa, Mollusca, Bivalvia, Myida, Myidae.
CAUACUUAUGAGACAAAGAUUUCAUACAAUACUAUUAUGUUUUGUGUUUUCUUUGAAGGAGAUAUAUGAAAAAUAGAAUUAAGAAAUAAUUUUACAAACACUUAAAGGGCCGAGAGACCAUAUCAAUUGAUUUUAUAAAGAAAAUAAUGCUAAUGAGGUUCAAAUCGAGGCUCAUGUUAUAUGCAAAUGGCGGUGUUUCUUCUCAACAACUGUAAAUUUCAGGGUUGUGGCCGUGCUUUUCCAACUUUAGCCGAUCUUAUACAUCAUAUUGAGAACUCACACAUAGAUGUUGAUCCCAAAAAUCUUGAAAAACAAGAAGUUCAACAGCCUUCAUCAUUAGCACUGAGUUACAUUUUGAAGCAUUUUACGAAGGGAAGUGUUCAGAUAAAGAAAGAAGUUCUUGAGGCAAAAAAGAAGUCAUCAAAACAAAGAGUUCCUUCACCAUCAACACUUCUCAGAAGCUCUACGCCAACUGGCAGUGAGUUUGGAGAUGAUGAAGAUUUGUGCAGUGAAGAUGAGGACAGCGAUGACUCCUAUACGACACAGGAGGAAUUUACCACAGAACUCAUCCUGGGGAUGAUGCAGAAUCUGAAAGAUGGUGAUGUGGACAAGCCAUUUGCCUGUCCCGUCCCAAACUGUAAGAAACGUUACAAGAACGUCAAUGGCAUGAAGUACCAUGCCAGACACGGUCACAGGAAAGAUCCAAGUCUUUUCUGCAGAAUAAAGAAAGCAUUCAAGUGUAAAUGCGGCAAGAGUUACAGGACAGCUCAGAAGCUACGUGCCCACAUGAUUGUCCAUCACUCGACUACAGACCUGCUCAAAAUGUCUGUUCAACCUUCUACAGCCUCGACCACACUUUCCCUGCAGCAGGUUUCCACAGCAAACCAGGGAAUGACCAACGCGAUAUUUUCAGUCUCGUCAUCUGGUACACAAUCUGGCCUAUCAAGCGCCUCAGUGACUCAGACCAGCCUCUCUCUGGUUCCUGUUACCGUGACAACAACAAAACAAGGGCAGAUCACUCUAGCUAGCACUGGAGCAACACUACAGUUGAUUGGCUGUCCUCAGGCAGAAAUGAUGAAGUCUGAAAUGAAGGCCGAGUGAAGAUGAAUAAGAAAUACAAUAGAGGCUGAGUAAAAGUGUACAAAACGAAAUUAUAUUUUUUCAAAUUCUUAGUAUUACUCUUUUUCUCUAAAAGUUUUGUAACAGGGCUUUUUGGCACACACUUGGUCUAGUGCUUUUCACAUCGGCAUAAUACAUGAUGUGAGCUGGUUUUUACGAUGAUUGCUAAAUGUAUGAAAUCUUUUAAAUGAGGAAUGAAUACCUGUAGUAAAUAAAUGAUAAACAAUAUUUAAACAGGGCAAGAAACCAGUUUUAAGAAGUACUAAGUAGUCCAUUGUAAAAAAAACUUAACUGUUUUUGGUUUGAUCAAUGUUAUUCAAAAUUUUAAGUGAUUGGUCAAUAUUUAUCCAAUGAUUACUAACCAAUCGAAUUAUUUCAAUGGGUUAACUAGCAAUAUGAUAAGCAUUCAAAACGCCUUGGCCAUUUUCCAUCGAAAACAACCUCUGAAGUAUAUGGAUGGUUUACAAUGUCAGAAAUCUUUACAUUUAACUAUAGUACAAGCAGAUCGUGUAGUAAUUGAAUAAUUUCAAUUAAGCAGUUAAACUUAAUGACUGUACUCAUACCGGUUGAAAUCUCAAUUGUUUAUGCAAUAAUUCACUUCACUAUCAAUCAUUUUAAACUUAGUAAUACAAAAUACACAUUUAAACCCUACGAUUGAUUAACACUAUUGUUUUAAAUUUUUCAAACAACUUCUACUUCCAAGGUUGUAUUUCAAUGGAAAAUAGGAAAGCUGUUCCAAAUGAAUUAUAAUCUGUGGACAUGUUUUAUUCAAUAGGCUGCAGCUUUGCAUAAAUGAAAAAUAUCAUGUUUGGUUGAUGGUCAUUUUCAUUUGCUAUUGAGAACACUUAUAUGGAUAACAUUUAUAAAAAAAUAAAAAAAAUCAUUUAAAAAAAAAAAAGAACAAAAGAUUUACUUUUAUCGAAGCACUCUUCUAUGUAAACUUUGAUUUAUCAACUAUGAAUAAUUAUAAGUUUUCAAUUGUUAUUUCUUUGAAAUAAAAGAAAAUUGAUUAAGACAUUGGUCUUUGUGUACAUGAAAAAGGUAUGUUAACAUUGUAUUACGAUGUUACAAAUUUUUUAGCUAAAAGAAUCUUUUUUUGAAUUUUGAACCUCUGAAAUCCAGCAAGUAGAUAGUGAUACACAGUGUUACUGAUAUUGUGCAAUAUAACUUCUUUGCAGAAAUAGUGCUAAAUUUACUAUAAAAUUCAGCAAUUAGUAUGACUUAGUUUACAUUUAAUGACUGAAUAUGUUUUUGUCAAUUCUACGCAAGAAGUGACUUAAAUUUCGCAUCUUAAAAAUACAUCGAAAUUAAAGAAUUUAAUUGUCAUCCAUUUUUUUAUCAGCAUAUUUUUUCAAGCAUUAUUUCUGUGCCUUUCGAUGGAUUUAUGACUUAAAAUGGAAAGGUGCUCUUCAUCUUAAAGCUUUAAAAAUCUUGACUUCAUCAGGAAAAUAUCUAUGGAGAUUUUCUGUGGCGUGAAUUGAAUAUUGUAAAAAAAAGUAUGUUUCAUGUAGAAAAAGUAUUUGAAUGUUUCUUUUCUUAUUGUUGUUUUUUUCUUCUGUUAAAUUGUCUUUAUGAAUACAAAUAGGGCAAAAAUUGUUAUUAAAAAUAAUUCAUGUCAUUUAAAGGGGCACAGUAUAUGUUGAUGUAAAAAUUCAUAUGCCUUUUCGUUUGUUUUGAUCAUGAAAGUCAAAUGAAUAAAACAUAAUAAUGCAAUAAAAUUAACCCUUAGGCUGCUGAUGGCGAUUUUAAAUGCUUUGUAAACAGCUUGGAACCAGACCAGACACCAAGUAACUCGGCGCCUGGUCAGUUUCCAAGCUGUUUGCCACUCAGUCAAUAUAUCCCCAAAGUUUUAAGUAAAAUGAAAGAAAUUUAGAUUAAACCAGACGACAUUUUUGAGCAGACGACAAUUUACCCAGCAUGCAAAGGGUUAAUAAGAAAAAAAUAUGCAUCAACAUGUUUUGUUCCCCUUUUUAAAAAAAUAUGAUUCAUGAAUGCUUUCGCUUGGAAGUCAUUAAAGAUGUUAGAAAUAAAAUAUCUUUCACAUAAGUGAAAAUAUUAAUUUAAGUAGCAAGUCACAUUUCUCUGAUUAAAAUAUUGAUAGAGUUAUUCCCCUUUGGCCAAUUUAGAGCGGAAAAGGGUUAGCAUUGGUGAGUGCUUGCAAUCCACUUCAUGUACAUAUUUCAAUUAAACGAUCAUGUUUCUUUUAUUGCCACUAGUUUGCCACUUAUUUCUUUGUACAGUUAAUUUUGUAUAUGUAUAUUUAAGUAUAUAUAUGUAAUAAGUUAUUUCUUUGCAUGUGAUGUACAUGUAUUCUCUAAAAGUGCAUAGUAUGUAUUUAUUUGAAGAAAAAAAAAAUUAUAACACUAUUCUGUUGUCUUUCAUUUGCAUGUAUAUAUAAAUGUGCCAAAAAAAAAUAUUAAAAGUUUGAAAAUGAUCAAAACAUGUUGUAAAUAGUGAAAGAAGUUGAGAACUAUUUUGUUUGUAAAGUUUGUCAUUGAACACUGUUUUCAUAUUGUUUUUGCCAGUUAUGUAUUGAUUAGAUAUUGUUUUGUUCUUCAUGGUUUUGGAGAGUAUCUUUGUAUUAUUUUAUUGUUACAGCGAAAAUUGUUGUUAAAAAUUUGUUUAAAAUUCUGUUACGCAUAAACGCCCACACUCAAUGAUCUGUUUGACAAAAUGCACUUACAAAGUGGAUUGUUAAAAUUUAAGAAUGUAACUGGAUUGUAAAGACCCAGAGAAUUUGUUCAGUUCUUUUUUGUUCAAACACAUAUUGUUAACUUUGAACUUUUGAAUUUAGUUUGUGAUUUAAAUGUUUGAUUUGCUGUCAUGGUAAUAUUGGUAAAUUUCUUUCUUUUUAACAUGGUAGGUGUAUGUGUUAGAGAAUGAGUUUCUUAGCAAAAGUUUUAGCCCCGCAAAUUUGCAAAAGAUAAGAAAAUAAAAGGGAAGCUUGAAAUUUAAGUUAUGAUGAAAUAUCAGCCUUAUUUAAUAUAAAUAUAUACAAAAAGAGUUCUAUUUCAUCUAACAAUUUCUAAUAAUAUGAUAUUAAAACUAUUUAAAGGUUAAAAAUAGGAAUUUUUGCCUUUUUUUGCUGUUUUCAGGGGUAUUAUAGAACAAAUGUAUGUGGCCACAUACUUUACUGUCCAAAAUAUCCAAACCACAUAUUUUGCAUUAGAAAUGCUUAACAAAGGCUAUAUAUAUAAGCUGGUGAAGGAUGCGGACACAAAUAAUAAUAAACAGUUCUUAAAGUUUAUAUUUUAUUUUAACAUACCAGUAUGUUUCAAAUACCACAAUGGUUUCUUCUGUUUUUAUUAAAAAUAAGCGGGGCAAAAAUAGAGCGUUUAUGAACUUUUUGGAAAACGUUUGAAAAAAAAAAAUGAAUUCUAAGAAUUUUGAUUUUUAAUCCACUUACUGGUUAUUGUUCUACCUUUUCCGUCACACUGGUGUUUACCUUAAUUAGCUUGAAUCAAGGUGUAAACAUAUUUUAUCUUGGAAUAAUUUUGGCCAUGUUUAUCAAUGAGCAUAUGACUAAAUAUCAUAGGGAAUAUUUUUUUGUUAGAGAUUGCCUUAUAAACACUUACUGGUUUGAAAGAGUUAUUCAGAUUCAAACUCAAUAGACCAAUACAACAAUUUGUGUUUAGAAAAAAAAUAUAACAACAUGAAUUUACCAGUUCGAAAAAAUGAUUGUACGAUACUUACUUUGAUAAUAACUGGUCCCACAAUGUAUUAUAAAUUUAUUUGAUUUUGUGCAAUAUAUUAUCUUCUGUAGAUUGUUUUGUUUUUUCACGAGGUCCUUCUGGCGAUAUUUCGUUCUUUGCAACUUUUCAAGAUUAAGACUUUCUAAAGCCAUUGUUUAGCCAUCGAAAAACAUCAUUAAAUUAUUAUUUCCCUAGGUUUAAAAUCCAUGACCUGGUUGAUUUGUAGAAAGAACACAAAUAUUAAAUCCUUGUGAAAUUGUGGUGAUCUGCAAUAUUCUGUAUUUGCAAUAACAUCGAUGUACUACGCAAUACUGUAAAGAUUUUUCUAUCAUUAUUCAUUCAUUCCUAGUACUUUCGAGCAUGAAAGGAUAUUGAUUUAUUUCCAUGUCUCUUCAAGUGGGUUUGCAAGAUAUUUUGCGUACUAGUUUAAUUUCAUGUUUAAGAUAUCAUUUUUCUGCUUCAGUCUUUCUAUAAAAAAGACUCUUUCUUUUAAGAUAUUUAUUUUUUAUGUGAUUGGACUUAGUUUGUGAAUAUGUAACAGUUUAACUUCAGUUCAACAUUAUUUUAGUUGUAGUUGACCAUUUUUUUCUUGACUGUUCAGCUUUUCAGUUAAAACAAAACUGUUUUUAUUAUAUGAUGAGAUUAUGUGCAAAAUAAAAUGGCUGGUCCAUUU